CCCACAUAAAGCUUAAAGUAAACGUGAUGGGUGAGCUCAGAGGGGCUCGGUAUAUAAACAGCAACAUGUGGAGGAGAUGCGCUCAAGUUUCCUGACACGCGGGAUGCGAUGAUCAGAUCUGAACAAAGGAGCGCAAAUGGUACCCAAAACAUGACGCGCUCCUGCGCUUGAGCGGCGCGUGGAUUAUUGUCGCUGUUGUUACUAAUAUGAGUGGCCAUGGCUUGGCGUGACCGUGGAGUUCAGAUGCUGCUGGCCACUAUCGGGGCUUUUUUGGCUUUUAGUUUGAUGAGCAUCGCCAUCGGGACCGACUAUUGGCUUUAUUCUCGGGCUUAUAUCUGUAACGCCACCAACAGCACGUCGGACGAGACGCAGACGCAACCCAAGAAAGUCCGCGGAGAUCUCACGCACUCCGGGCUUUGGAGGAUCUGCUGUAUUGAAGGUCUCAACAAAGGAAGUUGUUACAGAAUCAACCAUUUCCCUGAUGAUAAUGAUUAUGACACAGACAGCUCUGAAUAUCUCUUACGUAUCGUGCGUGCCUCCAGUGUUUUCCCCAUCCUCUGUACCGUUCUACUGAUGCUGGGGGGUCUGUGUGUAGGGGUGGGCCGUAUCUACAGCAAGAGGAACAGCAUAUUACUGAGCGCUGGGAUACUGUUCGUGGCAGCAGGUCUGAGCAACAUCAUCGGCAUAAUCGUCUACAUCUCCAGCAACGCCGGAGACCCCAGCGACAAGCGGGACGAGGACAAGAAGAACCAGAAUAACUAUGGGUGGUCUUUCUACUUCGGCGCGCUCUCGUUCAUCGUGGCCGAGGCCGUGGCCGUUCUUGCUGUCAACAUCUACAUCGAGAAGAACAAAGAAGUACGUUUCAAAGCACACCGAGAGUUCAUCAAGUCUACCUCUUCUCCUUCUCCGUAUUCCCGGAUGCCCAGUUACCGCUACCGCAGACGGCACUCGCGCUCCAGCUCUCGUUCCUCGGAAGCUUCUCGCGAGGUGUCGCCCAUGGGACUCAAGUUGAUGAGCUCAGCUCCUUUAGGAGAGAUUAACAUGUACACGUUGACAAGAGAUCCCCUCAAAUCAGGGACGGACAGCUCGUACAGCCCUGACCAUGAUUCUGGAUUCCUCCAAGUGCACAACUGCUACUCCAAAGACCUUAAUGACGGUGUCAACAGGAGGACGACGCCCGUAUGAGGCUACAAUUUGGAGCAGGUAGUGAUACGACCGUUUGAUAUGGAUAGCCAGCUGGGGUCGGUGGCCUGUGACAGAUGCCGGAGGAAAGGAUUCUCAUUGGUGCCGCCAGUCAACAAAUGGGACGUCCCGUUGGUGAAGGAGAAGCACUGUGUUAUUAAAAACAGAUUUGGUUUUGGAUUGCUGGUGUGUGUUUUGGAGAAUGUUGGGAAUCUUUGGAGAAGUUGGAAAUUCUCAGAGACUCUUUGAGACAAGAUGUGAAGCGAACCGUCUUCAAACAAUACAGCAUUUGAACUUGGUAUAAGCCACUCAAUGACUGUCGAUAAAAAAAAUCGAUUGUCAGUUCGUUUGUCAGUACAGUGCCAUACUCUUAAUGUAUACUGAUAUGAAAAUUACUUAUGAAUUGUUUGGUGCUAAUGUUGGCUCACAGCUGAAGCCUUCCCCUCCAAGUGGUUUUAGCUCGAACCCGAGUUGAAUACUGAACGUCUUUUCAAGUGUCCUGUUGUUUGUAGCCAUAGUUGUCUAGUCCUCAUUGUGCCUAUCAGCUUGGCAGUGCUCACACUUACUCUAGAGCCACUUUCAAACUGCUGCAGAGUUUCUCGGUUUGUGUUGUUGUAAAACUACUGUAGGAGUAUUAGUUAAAGGUGCUGUAAGUGAUCCUCAGACGUAUCCACUUAAUAAUACACGCCUUUGGCUUUUUGUGUCGUAGAUCCACUGGUUUGAUCUUCUUGUGUCCCAUAUUUUGGCUGCCAAAUUUAAUCUGUAAAUGUUCACUGGAAAAGGGAUUCACCGAUUGUUAGUGUACACCCUGCUGAAAAAGAACAGUUUAGACCAGUGUGAAUUUUCCAUGUCUGUGUACUCUGGUUUAUGCUGCUUCUUGCUGGUGUAGCUGGUUGACCAAUAUUUUGGUGAAAGUUGUUGACGAAGGAACACUAAAGAAAAAAUAAAGGUGCUUAAAAGGUUCCUCACAGCAAUGCCAUAGAAGAACCAUUAUUGGUUCCACAAAGAAACAUUUAGUCAAAGGUUCUUUGGAGAACCAUCUCUUUCUUAUUUUUUUAUAAUCUGAAGAACCCAUUUUCACCGCAAAGUACAUUUUGUGAAACAGAAAGUUUCUUUAGAUGUUAAAGGUACACUGUAAAAAACAAUUUGUUGAAUUAAGUCAAUACAUUUUUUUACCCCGCUGCCUUAAAAUAUGAUGUUAAGUUAACAAUAAAUUUCUUGUUGUGUUCAAAGUAGAGUCCACCUUUAAAAAUUAGUCUUUGUAAUGAUUUUUCCAAGUUGACUUAAGUAUUAUUUUCUAGUUCAAACAACAAAUAUCUUUGUUAUUUUAACUUAUCAAUGAGUUGAUUCAACUUAAUCACAUUUGUUACCUCGCUGCCUUAAAUUUUUUAGUUAAGAUGACAAAAACAUUUGUGUUGUGUUAACUUGGCAUUUACAUUUUAAUAGUUUUUUUGCAAACAAAGAAACAAUUCGCUAUAUAAGUUAAAUUGAAAUUAUACAUUGCAUACAGUACUUGACUUUAAAUAUCAAACAACAUUUUUGCUGCCUUAAAUUUUGAAGUGCAAUCAAACUGUAAUUUCAAUCUGAUAUUCAAUCUAAUAUAUUAUUUAACAAACUUACUGUUUACUUUCCAUUACAAACUGCACUCAAUUUGGUUGCAAUUUAAGGCGGUCAAUAUUAUUUUUACAGCGAAGAAGAACUAGCUCGUCAAACUGUAUUAAAAUAACCGAUAAGUACAUUUUGGCCGAUAACAGUAAACGAUAAUUCUUUUACAUUAGAAGCCGAUAAUCAAAAUAUUGGCCGAUAUAUAGUAUCUUAGUAUCAAUAUGACAUUUUCUGAGACUGAAAAAAAAGGCUAAAAAAGUGGACACACCUGCUUUAAUUAGAAACAUUCACUGCAGAAAACAAGGUUAAAAAUCAUGAAUUCUCUUUUCCCCUCUGAAAAUCAUGUACCAAACCUACUUUACACUGGAUAAAAAUUAUUUAACUUUUAAACUUUUCUGCUAUAAUUUUUAUUAAAUAAUCAAAUUAUAGACAUUCUUCUAGAGAAGGCCAAAAAAGUUUUUUUCUAAAUCGCCACUAGUCUAACAGGUCUCAAAACAGAAAGCAUUCCAACAGCAGUCUGAUUCAAAAAAUAUGCUUUUGUUCCAAUAAUUUAUACAUUCGUAAAUAUCUACAUAAUGUAGGCCUACCUACAUCAACAAUGUUUUGCUAACAGCAGUAAGUAAAUGAUCAUGACACGAAGACAGUACUGUACUGGGUUUUAACUGAGAGCAGAAUGCAGCCGAAGCGGUUUAACUAGUGGUUUAUCGGCUAUCAUUUUAUUAUCUGAUACCGAUAUCAUUAAAAAUGACCAUUUAUCGGUACGGAUAAAGCCGAUAAUUUAUCAUGCAUCCCUAGUAAAAGGUUCUUUAUGGAACAAAAAGGUUCUUCUAUGGCAUCGAAGAACCUUUUAAAGCACCAUUCUUGCUUUACAUAAAUCGGUAUUGGCAACCAAUGAUACCUCUGUAAUGAGAAAUAUUUCAGAGUAAAGCAGGUCAUACAGUUAGACAGGAAUUUUAUCUGUUUUAUAUCUGAAUGGAAACAAACCCUGAUGUUAGUUUACAGGCUGUUGUGGAGGCUCUGCCCUACUUGCUGGAAGUCAUUGACUGAAAGUUAACCCUUGUGUGGUACUCAGGUGUAUGGGAUGCACUUUUAAUGUUUAUAAAAACAGCAAUUUUUAUUUAUUUAAGCUACAAGUCUUUACACCUAAUCAUAAGGUAAGGUAGCGAAUUGCAACCAACGACUCACUCCCUCCCUUUUGAAGCACUACGGUGGCUUUCACAGGACAAAGGUGACAUUUACAUUUACAUUUAGGCAUUUGGCAGAUGCUUUUAUCCAAAGUUACUUACAUUGCAUUAUCCUAUACGUUUUUUACAUAGGCAUUUGCAAUCCCCUGGGAUCGAUCCCACAACCGCUCUUACCACUGAGCUACAGGAAAGUGUCAUCACAUUCUUGCUUCUUUGCAGAAGGAGAUAACAUGUUUGCGAAUCUCGCUCUGUAAAGCAGUUUUUCCUUUACUGAAGAAACAACAUAGCAAAUUCCAUGGAAAGGGGACCCGCGGUGAAUGUAGAUAGAAGAAUCUCAUAAAAACAACUUUAUACACCUCUGAACACAUAGUUAUCUAUAUUCAGUUGAAUACAUUCGGCAUUAACUAAUGUAAAUGACACAUAUUGACCAUAUAUGCAGUCUAUGUAACAUCUGUAAAGAACAUUGUAAAACGUUUUUUGUUUGUAUUGCUUUAAAAGCUGAAUAAUGUGUUAGAGACGUAAAUAUUGGCUUAGCAACAAACACAUGGACACCAUACACGGGUUAAAUGAUUUUGGUGAGGUCACGUAUACAACAGAAGUUUGUGUUAGAUACAAUGUGAGUAAUUGAUGAAUUAUUUUCUUUAGCAUAAAGCGUAAAUAAUGCACAAUAAGAGCAUCAUCAUAAGGUUGUUGAUACAAAGUCUGUUGGAGACAUUAGUGUCUUAUUCCGGGGACCAUCGUCCAAGAAACAUGUGAUCACCUUGGUCUCUUCAGGAGGGCAGAUCCACAGGACUCAACACAUUGACAUGUGACUAUUGUGGUCAACAAUCAACAGUUAGUAGUUAACCAGGCAGUAUUGUUUCCUCCCUUUGUGAAUGUGUCAAAGAGUGAUGUUGCAUAGGUUCAACCUCUUCUUGGUAUUUGUCUGAAUGUGGGUUAAACAUAGCCACGCCUUCUCGAGAAUUUGAGUGACGGCCGUGUUGCAUUUGAAUGGACCACCACUGGGGAUCUGACAUUGUGUGAGUCCACUGAUAAAAGGAUAAAUGCUGAGAAAUGUCAGACAUCUGGAAAUGAAAGACCAUUUUUGGAGUCGGUCAGCCCAGAGAAACAUCGCACAGACAGCUGAUAAAUAUCUAGAGGAAAGCAGCAUUUGAGACAUCAGUGUGGCCGAUCCAGCCAUUUAGAAGACCAUUGAAAGUGUCUUACCCUCACCAGAGCCUUACGCCUGGAGUUGACAUCAUAACUUUCUACCCUCCUUUGUUUCACUCCGUCCCGUGUCCCAGGUCCUUUGUGGAAAGUCAGUUUUCGCGGAAGACUUCAUUUUCCGCGCUUUCAAAUCCAUGAAACAGCUAACUGUAUAUAUCUGGUAGGCGUGUGACUUAUUGAAAGCAUUUACUGCCACACCUUUUCUUAGCAAAGCCAUUAUGACCUGAGCUUUCAGCCACAGCUCUCUGUAGAGCGGUAGGUGUUAAUGUUUGCAUGUUUUUUCUUUACCCCAUUAACUUUGUGUGCUUUUAACAGUAUUAUUAACAGAUGGAUCUUACUGCCAAGCAUCAAACACUAUAAAUACCUGUUAUGUACUCUCUGUUCAUGGAAAGCAUUUAGCCAUUUUCUUGAUUUAAUAAUGUUGAUCUCAGUAUUUCUCUGUACCACAGAUGAUGUCGACAUAUUGUUGCUCACAUAAAUAAA
Messenger RNA from Triplophysa dalaica, 5660 nucleotides. RefSeq names its product calcium channel, voltage-dependent, gamma subunit 4b (gene cacng4b). The coding region runs from base 217 to 1185 and encodes 322 amino acids. Gene Ontology annotation, molecular function: voltage-gated calcium channel activity; channel regulator activity. The record is from RefSeq and is a predicted model, not a curated record. Gene Ontology annotation, cellular component: postsynaptic density membrane; voltage-gated calcium channel complex; AMPA glutamate receptor complex. The transcript is spliced from 4 exons. Gene Ontology annotation, biological process: postsynaptic neurotransmitter receptor diffusion trapping; calcium ion transmembrane transport; positive regulation of synaptic transmission, glutamatergic. NCBI's taxonomy places the organism in Eukaryota, Metazoa, Chordata, Actinopteri, Cypriniformes, Nemacheilidae.